Physella acuta is the source of this 13144-nucleotide messenger RNA. RefSeq lists its product as uncharacterized. The record is from RefSeq and is a predicted model, not a curated record. Gene Ontology annotation, cellular component: nucleus. Gene Ontology annotation, molecular function: DNA-binding transcription factor activity, RNA polymerase II-specific; DNA binding. Lineage: Eukaryota; Metazoa; Mollusca; Gastropoda; Physidae. Gene Ontology annotation, biological process: regulation of transcription by RNA polymerase II.
UGUCGCUCAUAGUCUUCUAGAGUUGUGUUUACGAUGGGGAUAAAUCUCAAGCAACAAUGGAAUUUAACUCGUUAAUAGCAGAAUUGAGGAGCUCUUCGGAAAAUCUGCCCGACGAGUCAUCAGAUAGAAGUCUUCUUUCCUCAUUGUACUGCAAUAAAGCAUGCAAUGCUAUUGACAGAAUAGCUGAACACUUGGAAUAUGAUAAUGUGAUUACUGGUUUAUGGCUAAUAGUUGCCCACUUUGCUGAACAGUUAACAUAUCUUAAACCUGUUCCUGCUUUGUCUGAGCUUUGCUUUAAGCUCUUCAGACAAUGUGCAAAAUCAGUGUUGAAUAUACAAUGGCAAAAUUUAGAAGAAGAAAGCUCUGUCAGACAAAACUUUUUAGUCUCUUUGGCCAACCUCCAUGCCAAGUUGAUCCCAUUUGAUUUCCCACGCUUUCGCCUGCUGGAGUCUCUAACUGAGAAUCCCUGGACAAAUCCUAUUCUAGCAAAAGUAAUGGGUGGUGAGAUAGAUGAUGGUGAUAAGGAAGAAGUUCGCAGCUACAUUGAACAAGAAGAUCCUAUUAUCUUACAACUGAGGGUUGAUAUGAUGCUUAAAGAAAAUUGUGAAGAGUAUGCCCUGAAUUUAUGUAACAGCUGCCUCACCCAUCCUGAACUUCAAACAGAUUUAAGUGUUAGAAAAACACAGCUCUCUCUUCUUUACAAACUUGGCCAUGAAGACAAGUUGCAGGAAGAAUGCCAGAAAUUAAGUGUUCAAGAGGCAUUGAAAAUAAUACGUCAGUUACAGUCUUCACCAUCACACACACAAUUAUGUACGGUUCUGGCUCAAACCUUCAUGGUGCAGAACUGGAUAAGACCAUCAGAUAUGGAGGCUAAUAAGGAACUAUUACGGCUUUGGAUUAGGCAGCAACUACUAGUUGAUAGAGAACAAGACCAAUUCAAAGAAAGUGUGUGGGCAAUGGCUAAACUCUCACAGUCAACAGAGCAAAUAGUCAUUUUUAUUGAUGUCCUCAGAGAAGAGUGUGGGGAUGUUUAUUUGCAACUCUAUGUUGAUAUGUGCAUCUUUGCUAUCAAUGUUGAUAAAGGUCAAAUGGAGACAAACAUUAAAGAAGGAAAUCUAGAUGCUGCUGUUGCUAGAAGGAGUGAUAUGGCUUCUAUAUGUGCCAAGCUUUCUUGCUUGUGCCAUCAUACAUCUAUUAAAGUUGCUCGAAUUUGUGCUCUUACAUCGUUUGCUUUAAAACCAAAUGAACAGUCUUUUUCUAAAAUUGGCACUUUUUAUGGUCAAGGAGGUGGAUGCUGUAACAAGUGUGGCAUGGAGAAAAACCAUGAGCCAGGUCAAAUCAAUCCAGCUACGCUGUAUGAAGUUGAAAGAUUGCUGACUAUGUUACAUCCUGAGUACUUGAAUCCUGACAAUACUUAUAGCAAUAUCCAUGCUCUUUGUCGGAGGUUUUUACAUGAAAAUCUAAAGAAUGUACAGCAGAGCAGACCAACUGGUAUAUUACAGAGAGAUGUUUUAGCCAAGAGUAAAACAACUCACUUGUUUGAAGCACUCUUGCCUCAAGAGAUACAAAAUACCCAAAUGCUUUUGAAUAAGUUAAGACUACAGGCUCAACUACCUGCCAGUAGCCAACCUCUGUAUUCUACUAGCAGUUCUAGACCAAAUAUCCUUGUUCAUAGCCAGAGCCUUAUUACUCCCAAAUCUGGCCAAGCUAGUAAAUCCCAGUAUACAUUUGAUGCUGAGAGGGGUAAAAACAGUCAGCCCUUUGGAGUUCCUUUAGAGCAUCAACAUCAAUACUAUUUGUUGAAACAUGAAAAAAAUCUAGAGCAAAGACGCAAAAAUGUUGAGCAGAUAAAGGAUUCAAAAAUAGAUGAGCCAGUCAAUACCCAGGUUUCUCUGCAAUUGGCUCAGAAACAUGAGCAACUGAGAAGCACUCAGGUUACUGAAAUAAUUCAGUCUGCUAUGCGACACGAUUCUCAUGCUCUAGAAAAACUCGCUCAGACUGCUGGGCCUGAGGUGGUUCAGGCUGUACUAAAGAUAAUGAAAAAUACAAAUCUUAAGCAGCAACCAGCACAGCAUCCAAAUAAUGUUGGGCAAUCAUCUUCUGUCCCUCUACAAGGAUCGCAACCUUUACCCACAGUGUCUACAUUGCUUAAACCAAACCUUCAGUUCCAACAGCAGCAGCAACUAGUCAGGGAGCAACCUCCACCACGUCGUCCUAAACCCCAGCUGUAUGCCCAACCUAUAAUUAUAUCAUCAAGUUGUUCAAUAAGUACACGGCCUCAAAGCACAGCUUCUCUCAUGUCAAGAAAUUUAAGCAGUUCAGUACCAAGUAGACAUCCUUUGAGCACAGAAAGAAACAUAAACAUACAUGGCAUUUCAGUAUCUAGUAGACAAACUUUAAGCACAGAAAGAAAUACAGGCAGUUCAGUAAAUUCUCUCUUGCAAAAACCUGAAAAUUUAACAUUAGCUAAGACACAGGCAGUUAGGCAAUUCAUGCAAAUGCAAAUGUCUGCACAACACCAAAAGCAGAUCUCAGAAACACGCCAGAUGUCUGGCUCUACAGUUACCCUGAACCGUAAUCCUCUGCCAACAGCAUUAGGUAACUCUCCUUCAUACCCUGCUGGGAUGGUGCCAAGUCAGUUAAAUAAUCGCCCCAAGACAACAGUUGAGUUGGCAGAACAAGCAGCCUUAUUGAAACUAAGACUUAAACAACAAGAACAGAGCCCAAAUGUAGAUUAUCUACCAAACACAUCUCAUUAUUCAUUGCCACAUCAAGCAAGUGGGCAGUUGAAUCAAACUAGCUACCAAAGUCAGAUGUCAUCCUUAGCAACGCUGCCAUCAUCAGAUGAAUUGUCUGGCUCAAUAGUGGGAAUAGAUGAUACCAUCAUUAAAGAAUUGCUGCAAGAUUCUGGUAUUCUAGCCAAUACUUUUCCUGACAUAGAAGUGGAGAAUGUUGGAGAAUGUAAAAAGUUGUCUGAACCAUUAGCCCAACAUGCAGCAAGCAGCUCUUUUCAGCCCCCAGAUUCUCUAGGAAGGACGUACAUGUACUCAACACCUCCUGAUGUUUUUCAACCAGCUUUAUCACAGAGGACACACCAGGGAAUCACUUCUAGAAUUUUGCCAGAUGGCACCUUGAUGAAAUGUAGUCAGGCUAGAAGUGUGAUAGGAUCUCCUGUACAGGCCAACUCAUUGAUCCCAGUCAAACAGAACUUGUCACAUGCUGGUACAGUCACUAACCCAAGUACCAGCACUAGAAAUGAGAUCAGUUUAGCUCAGCAGUUGCCUACCCAUGUUUCUGUUCUCCCAAGAGCAGAAAAUGUCAAGAGAGAAGAAAAGCCCACUGUGGACCAGUUAAGAGAAAUGAUGAAGAAAGAGGAGAUAGAGGGGGAAGUCUGUAUGGAUGCAGCUAAUAAUGCCACUUACAGGUGCAUUAUAUGUAGCUUAGCCUUUGAAACAUUGGACAAUCUUCGUGAACAUGUAAGAAAUGUUUGCAAACCAGGUCUCCAACAAUCUAGUGUGUACACAACAAAGAUCAACCAAGACCGAGCCAACUCUGCAAAAGCUGGUGUAGCCACAACCACAGUGUUCCAGUGUCUGCGCUGUUUUGAAUUGUGCGUCAGUGAUGUUGGCAUUAAACAGCACAGACUGACAUGCAAGAGAGUACCUACUGUACCAUCAGACCUCAAGAAAGACACACAGAACAAGAGCAAGUCUACCCCUAAGACUAGUCGAUACACGUUGCCAAAGAAAGAAUCAAGUGACAAUGUAUCUUUGGAUCCUAAAAUGCCACUUCCUUUUCCUUACCCUUCAUUGAAUGCAGAAGCUGUGUUAAAAAGUCUUUCAUUAACAAAUAGUUCAAAAGGUCAGACCGAGUCUGCUACAAGCUGCGUGUCUGAUGACAAAGUACAGGCCAACAAGCUCAAUGGCUCAUCAAUAAGCAGAUUGUCUACCUUAGGGAUGACUUGUAACAUGAAUCAACCAAAGGCAAUGGUGUCUUCUCCUCCCAUGAAAACAUUAUCAAAUACAAGCAACAUACUAGCUCCCAAUGGGACCAGUGGACAUUGUCCAUUACCUUCUGUUUGCAGUGUAUUGCCUCGUAAUAAUAAUAAUACUUGUGUUGGAGUUGGGUCUGUUAGCUCCUCAAAGCCAUGCAACACAGUCAGUACCAUCUCUAGUCUGACUUAUUUACCUCCAGUUUCAAAAAGUCAGCCUGUGACAAAUGAAAUGACCAAGCCUGAGAAAAAGUCACUGAACCAGUCCAAAGUAACUGUAGCAGUUGAGAAAAAAAAGGUCAAGUGCAAAAAGUUGCCAGCACCAAGUUUUUCUGAGAUCUCUGGUUCUGGUGGCAGCAAGUUUUAUAAAUGUAAUUUGUGUUCACAAACUUUAUGUUCUUUAGAAAGUUUUCUGCUCCAUUGGCAGGAGUGUGUUGUAAAAAACAAGGCCUUGUUGAGGAGAAAAUCCUUGCUAGUCAGUGCCAAACCUUUGGUUGGAGAAGUACUGAAAAAUGUCUUAGCUGUCAUUGCCAUGGUUGCUGCUGGAGUUGAAGGACCUGAUGAUGAUUAUUCACAUCUUCAUCUCAGUGACUCAGAAUCUGAGCUGCUGACUUUACAAGAUCCAUGUUGUACUGAAGUAGUUACAAGUUUGGUGGGUGCACUAGAUAAGGUACCGAUGUUAAGUGGUAAAGAACUGCUUGAUGUUAAUGACAGUGUUGAUGAGAGUCUGUUUGAAGAGAAAUCUAAAGAAGGACCAGAUGGUUUUGAAGAUAAGAGUGAAACCUCCAACAGAGAUGUUCCUCCCAAACUGAGAGACCGAAAAAUGCUCAGACCUAAACAGAGUUUGAGUCCAGAAACUGUCAACAAGUCAGAAAAUCCAGUGGAGAAAGAGGCUAUAGAAGAAGCUAGCAACUCAGCUAGUGAAUCUGAAGGUGAAGGUCUGUUGUGUCAAGUAUGUAAUGUGACUCACCAAACCAAGAGAAUACUUCUUCAGCAUUACGCUGGCAAACACUUAAAACCUUACACAGUCAAAACCCUGGCUGAUUCUUCUUCAUUUUUUUGUCACUUGUGUCAGAAAACAUUUUCUACUUUUAUGCAUUACAUGCAACAUGUUCCUAAUCACUCUGUUACUAUUUAUGAAAAAAUGAAAACUUACAUUGCCCAGAAAAAAUGGAACCAGCACAGUGAAAGACUUUCUUCUAAGCGCGGGAUAGCAAAAAAAGGUGGUUUGAGUCCUAAUAUGGCAAAGGCUCUCAAAAGUAGACAGAUGGCUAAGAGGUCAGCUCUUAACAAAUUCAAGAGAGAACUGCUGUCUAGCAACACCCAAACAAUCAGGGAAAGGUUGAGGUUGUCCAAACGAAAAAGAAGUCGAAGGUACACAUCAAGUGAAGAUGAUUACAGUUCCGAUGCAUCAAACAAUGUUGUCUUUAAAUAUAACAGGGUAUCAGAGAGCAGUGAUCAGUCUGAUGAACCAAAGAAAGGAAGAGGCAGGCCUAGAAAACUGGCUGAGAGUUCCUCUACUGAGGACUCCCUUGAGAAAAAAGCAACAAGUCCUGAUGAGGAUUAUGUGGCCAGUGAUGACCUUGACAGUGAUAAUGGAGCAAGAACCCCUCCUGCCACCAGAAGUCGAUCAACCAGAACCUCCAGCACCUCUUCAGUUUUAAAACGAAGACGACGCAGUUCAGAUUCUGAUACCAGUGAGAAUCACUGGGAAAGUGAAACAACAAUUAGAUCUAGAAAGCGCAGUGCCAGAAAAGCUGAGUUGAGUAGUACUUUGUAUGAUUCAGAUUCUAAUAGCACAAGUUUAGUUUUACUUGAACAAAGCAAUGGACAUUUCAAGCCUUUGUCUCAAUCAGUCACUCAUCUAAACACUGAUGUUCAGGCCAACCAACAACCUCGAACUAUAACUGUACAUUCUCUUAGUAAAAGGCAAAAAGAAUUCCUCACAACCUGUGAUUUGCAGCCAAGGAUCAGUUUAGAAGUUCUGACAGCUGAGAAAAUUUCCAGCUCAACAGGAGAUAGCCAAAGUGUUGGGUCUGCCAGUCUGGGAACUAAAGCAUCUUCUUUUCUGGAUUGUUUUUUAUCUUAUCUUGAUAAGAGAACUGUAGCUAAUGGCCUACGUGGGAAAAAAAAUUAUGAUAGCACAAGUGAGAACCCACAGGUUCCAAGUCCAAUGAGCAGCGUAGAUGGUACAGAAGGCAGCACUAUAAGUUACACAACAAACUCUGAUAGGGAGAACUGUGCUGAUGGCACCACAGAUUGGGCUGAAACAAAAAAAUGUAUUCCCACUAGAAGGUGUAGUGUAAAUCUGGGUAAAAAGGUUGACCUACAUAAUCUAACUUUGAGUGACAAACCCAAAGCUGUGCUUAAAAAUUCUUUUGAGACUGAGUUCACAGCAUUUAUUCAUUCAAGGCCUGGUGCCAUGUUAACCUGUGAUACUAACUCAAGCAAACAAAUCAAGCCGGUAGUUUGCUUAGAAAGAAUAGAUCUAGCAGGCCAGACGGGUGAUGUCAAGGGUUGUAGCCCUCAAGGUGAUACAAAGAAAACCAUGAGCUUCCCUCUGCAAGAGAACCCAGUUGAUGCUUCAUUGGCAAUGAGUGCAGAGAUCAUGGAGCCACAACUCCCAGCUAACAGGACCAAAGGGACUGCAUUGAAAGAAGGGGUUGGAGAAUUGGUAAGUGGUACUAUGGACUUGGUGCCUGAGACUCCUAAUAAUGCAGUGGAAAGGAAAGAGAAAGGUUGCCUUACAGGGGGUACUGAAGAUAUCGGUACACAUGAACAAAUAGGGCAAGCUGGGAAGUUUGAAGUUCCAAAAGAACAAGUAGAUCUAGAUUCGCUACAUUCAAGACAAUCAAACAACGGCCCUAAAAAUCAAGAGGGACAGGUGGUGCAUAUCCCUAAAGAAUUGGACACAUUCACUUUUCCAGGGAUACUUGAAUCAAAUGUCAAUGAAAAGGAUGGUAUCAGUUUGCAUAAGGACACUGGUAAACAUAGAGAUAAUCAAGAAAAGAAGAAUCAAGACAUUAUAGACAUUAAACAUUUGGCUGUUGCUGAACAAUCUGAGCUCGUUAUACCCAGUGAUGGUCAUCCAGCAAAGAAUGAAAGAAAAAUUGUUCCAAUAAAAGCAAGCAAAAUAGAAUCUCAAGUCAUAGAUGGUAGACAAAAUGUUUGGGGGGGAAACAUUUUAGAAUGUCCUACAGUGCAAGAGAAAUCAGACAAGUGUUCAUUUAGUCAUAUCAACUCCAGUAACUCUCUGGCUGCAUUUAUUGCAGAAAGAUUAAGCAAGGAUGGCCUGUCAGUUCAAACUGUGGAUUGCCUAGUUAACUACAGCUCUUCAGAUGAUGAAACCAGCAGCUCACCUCUCUACACAAAACAGACAGACAGCAGCUCACCUGUCAACCCACGACUGAAUGACAACAGCUCACCUGUCAACCCACGACUGAACGACAGCAGCUCACCUGUCAUCCCACAACUGAAUGACAGCUCACCUGUAAACCCACAAUUGAAUGACAGCAGCUCACCUGUCAACCCACGACUGAAUGACAACAGCUCACCUGUCAUCCCACGACUGAACGACAGCAGCUCACCUGUCAUCCCACGACUGAAUGACAGCAGCUCACCCGUCAUCCCACAACUGAAUGACAGCAGCUCACCUGUCAUCCCACAACUGAAUGACAGCAGCUCACCUGUCAUCCCACAACUGAAUGACAGCUCACCUGUAAACCCACAAUUGAACGACAGCAGCUCACCUGUCAACCCACAACUGAAUGACAGCAGCUCACCUGUCAUCCCACAACUGAAUGACAGCAGCUCACCUGUCAUCCCACAACUGAAUGACAGCUCACCUGUAAACCCACAAUUGAACGACAGCAGCUCACCUGUCAACCCACAACUGAAUGACAGCAGCUCACCUGUCAUCCCACAACUGAAUGACAGCAGCUCACCUGUCAUCCCACAACUGAAUGACAGCUCACCUGUAAACCCACAAUUGAAUGACAGCAGCUCACCUGUCAUCCCACAACUGAUUGACAGCUCACCUGUCAACCCACAAUUGAAUGACAGCAGCUCACCUGUCAUCCCACGACUGAAUGACAGCAGCUCACCUGUCAUCCCACAACUGAUUGACAGCUCACCUGUCAACCCACAAUUGAAUGACAGCAGCUCACCUGUCAUCCCACGACUGAAUGACAACAGCUCACCUCUCAUCCCACAACUGAAUGACAGCAGCUCACAUGUCAUCCCACAACUGAAUGACAGCAGCUCACCUGUCAACACACAACUGAAUGACAGCUCACCUGUCAACCCAAAAUUGAAUGACAGCAGCUCACUUGUCAACACACAACUGAAUGACAGCAGCUCACAUGUCAACACACAACUGAAUGACAGCUCACCUGUCAACCCUAAAUUGAAUGACAGCAGCUCACCUGUCAACACACAACUGAAUGACAGCUCACCUGUCAACCCAAAAUUGAAUGACAGCAGCUCACCUGUCAUCCCACGACUGAAUGACAGCAGCUCACCUGUCAACCCACAACUGAAUGACAACAGCUCACCUGUCAACACACAAAUGGACGGCAGGUCAGAUGUCAACCCACAACUGAAUGACAGCAGCUCACCUGUCAUCCCUCAACUGAAUGACAGCAGCUUACCUGUCAACCCACAACUGAAUGACAGCAGCUCACCUGUCAACACACAACUGAAUGACAGCAGCUCACCUGUCAUCCUACAACUGAAUGACAGCAGCUCACCUGUCAUCCUACAACUGAAUGACAGCAGCUCACCUGUCAACACACAACUGAAUGACAACAGCUCACCUGUCAUCCCACAACUGAUUGACAGCUCACCUGUCAACCCACAACUGAAUGACAACAGCUCACCUGUCAACCCACGACUGAAUGACAGCAGCUCACCUGUCAACACACAAAUGGACGGCAGGUCAGAUGUCAACCCACAACUGAAUGACAUCAGCUCACCUGUCAACACACAACUGAAUGACAGCUCACCUGUCAACCCACAAUUGAAUGAAAGCAGCUCACCUGUCAACACACAAAUGGACGGCAGGUCAGAUGUCAACCCACAACUGAAUGACAGCAGCUUACCUGUCAACCCACAACUGAAUGACAGCAGCUCACCUGUCAUCCCACAACUGAAUGACAGCAGCUCACCUGUCAUCCCACAACUGAAUGACAGCAGCUCACCUGUCAUCCCACAACUGAAUGACAGCAGCUCACCUGUCAUCCCACAACUGAAUGACAGCAGCUUACAUGUCAACCCACAACUGAAUGACAGCAGCUCACCUGUCAUCCCUCAACUGAAUGACAGCAGCUCACCUGCCAACCCACAACUCAAGUCAAGCAGCUUUGUUACUAUUCAGUGCGUAAAUCAACCAGAAUCACAGCCUCUAACAAUGUUCAAUCAAGCUUUUUACUGUCACAGUGUAAUUGUCUCUCAAGAUAACUUUGAAACUGGUUUAGCAAAUCCCUACAUUCAGGUGGAGAAGAGGACUCAAAGUGAAUGUAUAACAAAUUAUAAAUCUAAUCAAAUGUCUUGUGACCUGGAUAUCUCAUCCACUUCCAUACACUGUGAGACUAAAAAGUGCACGAAAGACAAUUUAGCUGAGUGCUAUGAUUCAUUACAAAUGAUUGAUCAUAAAACUGCAAACGCUAUCAACAUGGCUGCUGAAUGCAGUCACUCCAGUUUAGUAAGCACUCCUUCAAGUAAAAAAUAUGUCAUUAAAAAAUUGAAGUUACCAGAAAAAAUUAAACAUCCUGACACUAGCUAUACAAUAUUCAAUAUGACAACUUUAAAUGACGUUGAACCCAAUACUGUAGUAGAAGAAUUAUCAACCACUGCAGAAAUGAACAAACAAAUAAAAUCAGUAACUGCGGGUAUGGCCGAAGAAAUUGAAUUAGUCUCUGAAAAAGAAGAUUCAGUUACUGCAGGUAUAGCCAAAGAAAUUGAAUUAGCCUCUGAAAUUAAAAAUUCAGUUGAUGCAGGUAUGGCAGAAGAAAUUGAAUUAGCCUCUGAAAUAAAAGAUUCAGUUACUGCAGGUAUAACCAGAGAAAGAGUCAACUCAACACUCAUUCCAGAAGCGUCCCUGACUGUUAUUUCCAUGAAUGUGCCAAUUGUAGAUGCAAGUUCCCUAAUAAACCAGCCCCAGCCUUCACCCAAACCAAGUUUUGUUCAAGGCUCAAGUUUCCAAUUGGCAACUCCAACCAAAGGCAAUCUGCCACCUAGUUUGGUGCCACUUGACCCUGAUUUAAUGCAUUCUAAUGACAUAGAUUACUCUUAUGAGGAUGAGGUCAAAUUGCUUUCUCCUGAUUUCAUUUUUUACGAUAAUUUACCUACAGGUGUUGAAGAAGGUAAGUUGUCAUCAUCAGAGGUUAUUAAACAAAGAAAAGAAAAGAGCUUACCACCCGACCAUGCAAAGGAAAUAGCACCGACCAAACUGCCUAUCGAUUUCAAAGGAGAAAAAUCUUGCCUAUUUGAAUUAGAUGAAGAGAAUCCAUUGAAUGACCUUCAAGAAAAAGAAAAUAAAAACCAAAAUGUCAUGAAUAAAGAAACAGAGAUCUUUAAAAGUUCAACAGAGGUGCUAAAUGAUAGUAAGCAGGAACUCCCAUUUUUACCAUUGACAGGUUCUAAGGAAAUCCAAGGUGAGUGUCUGUCAAGUUCUGAGUUUAGGAUAAACCACACUUGUCCAGACACAAGUUGUUGUCCAACUGUGGACUGGGAAACCACCAAAAACAUUUGUGAUAGGGUAAAAACAAGUGUUGAAGCUUCUGAGGAGAGUGUUAAUGUAGAAAGUGAUCACAUUUUAUCUUCAGAUGGUAGUGCUAAAACCUGUUCAAGCAAAACAAUUGCUACAGUUUGUCAGACUAUCAACACUAAGUGUUCCAGCAUGAGUGCCACUAGGUUAGACAUAGGAGAGAAAAAAAGGAAUGCUGCACAUGAGGAAGGAACUUCUAAAGGUGACAUAGAGAAAAAAGAAUUAGAAGAUGCUGAUGAUUUGAGUGACUUCGAUCUAGUUAUUGAAGAUGAUACAUCAUCCAGAUCUGUUGUUUAUUUGUCACACCAGUCAUAUACACCUAAGUCUGACCGUAACUCUCCCCAAAUGGAACUUUCUAAAAAGGUGACCAAAUCCACAUCAAAUUUACAUAUGUCAAAAAGAGAUAUUGCUAAAAGUUCACAGAUAGACCAGCAAAUUCCGUACACAAGGGGUGUCAGAAAACUUGGAGGAGCUAAGGCUUUGAAAAAAAACAGUCAGAAACAAUUUGAAUGGGAUAUUGAUGAUGAUGAUGAGGGUAAGCAUGCUACUAGAUUAGUCACGCAGGCCAUCCCAGUAGACCCAACUAAAACUCUUAAUACAUCUUUAGAAGCAGUCAAUAGAAAAAGGAGUGCUUUACGAGAAAAAACUGCAACAGCUCCAUUUACAUGGGACCUGGAAGAAAGUUGUGUAGAUAAAACUAAUAAUAGCCAACAAAAUGAUAACAUAUUUAAAAUUAGUAACGCAUUAACAAAUAAACCUAAAAGGAUUAUUCACAAAAAAAGGUCUUUUUCACCUGAUAUAUUUUCUUCCGGGGAAUCAAAAACAAAAACUAGAAAAGUGCAUUCAACAAUUAAAACUAAAGAUUGUCGUCUCACAAAUAGACUUCAACCUAGUGCUAAAACCUUUUCUAGUAGACUUUCAUCCAUUUCUAAGAAUGCUACAAAUAAAUCUUCUAAAAAAUCUAAAGUGAGUGGCAGUUCAUCAGAAAAGUCAUGUGAAGAAGUGUAUGACAAUAGCAGCUCUAUAGCAGUUGGUGAGGACAUUUAUUUCAAGACCAAAUCUUUUACUGCACCUAUGCUUCUUAGUUGUUUGGAAUCAAGUAGUUCCUGCACUGUCCAAUCCAGUGCAGUUGAUUCAUCAAAGACUAGAAGGUCCAAGAAAGCUACUUUAGUUAUUGUGACCCCAGAACAGAGUGAGGAUGUCAUACAAAAAAGGUCAAGGCACAGCUCAAUGGAAUCCAACAAAUCAGACUUGUCCACCUCCUCCAGGAAACCGUUAGAACAAUUUUUUAAACGAGGUAGAAAAAGUGAAGAUCCAUUGACACCAAAGUUGAAAAAGGCAGGACUCAUAAAAAUAACUCCAAACCCUCCUGCGUCUUGUGUUGGUCUGGACACGCCAGUAACUCGAUCAUCUGGUGCAGCUAUAAAAGCUUUGAAUAAAAAAAGCUUGCGGAGUAGGGAAGUUAAUCCUUUAAGUGUUUCAUUGCCUCAGUUACCCCAAUCUAUGUCAUCAAAUAUGUGUUCAAAAAAUAAUCCGGAUGUAAGUUUCAAAGGAAAACCCCUGUCUUCAGCAAAAUCAACUUGCUUAGUUGGCUCAACUAAACAGUCUCCCAGCAAAUCAAAAAUUGAUAGCACCACAACAGCAGCAGUUGUAAAACGUAGAACAGCACCACCCAUACCUGUGAGACUAACUCCCAAUAAAGGCAGUUCAGUUGAGAAGAGAUUAAAACUGAGUCAAAAUUCCAGUACAACUGUUUAUAUUGUAGAUCCUGUCCUUCCACGUGGAGUGUCUAAACCCUCAUCUGUGAGUUCUGUGGGAUCAGGGACAAUUCACACACCUCUACCACCUGGCACAGUCUCCAUCAAACAGAAAGGUAUAGAGAGCAGACAUUCCAAACUAAAAGGAAGCAAAGGUACCAAGUUGAAAAAUCACAGAAGAAGAGUGUAGCUUUCCUUCAAGCCAUUUGUCUUCAAACUGUUCAGCUUUGUAUUUACAUUGUUAGCCUACUUCUAUGUAAUUUAAUUGUAGCCUAUAUUUCAAGUUGAGUUUGUGAAUGCUCAAAUGAAUUUGAUAAGAUGCUUCAGCAAGGUUUCAAGUACUGAUUUUGGUGCAUUGUCAUGGUUUUUUUAAAUGCUGGAUUAAGUUGAAUCUGUGUAUAUCUGUAUAUAAUUUUCUAAUGUAUAGAUCUGUUACACAAUAUGGCUCUGCUAGCUUUUGUGAUUUUCUUUACUUAAGUAUCUGCUGUCAGUGCUGUGUGUUUGUCUAAACUUCAUUGACAUAGCAUAUAUUAAAACUUUGAAAGAUAUUCUGUAAUAAAGUAUAAUGUGAAUUAAUUUCUAAAUAAACAUUGUCUCCAUUAUCAUUAUGACUUUUUAAUUCCUAACACC